Molecule: messenger RNA, 1122 nt
Organism: Aspergillus tanneri
Lineage: Eukaryota; Fungi; Ascomycota; Eurotiomycetes; Eurotiales; Aspergillaceae
Gene: NTA1
Product: putative protein N-terminal asparagine amidohydrolase
Exons: 2
Coding region: 1-1122 (373 amino acids)
Biological process (GO): protein catabolic process
Molecular function (GO): protein-N-terminal asparagine amidohydrolase activity; protein-N-terminal glutamine amidohydrolase activity
Source: RefSeq, a predicted model, not a curated record
AUGAGAAUAGCCACCUUACAGUUUGCUCCGAAGUUGGGCGAUGUCGAGGGCAAUAUCCAGCAAGCCAAUGAAUUAUUACAGCAUGGCAAACUUCUUGGAUCAGGUGGGCCUGGGACUGGGAUUCGAACCUUGAGGCCGGAUAUCCUGGUGUUGCCGGAGUUGGCUCUGACAGGGUACAACUUUCCAUCAUUGGAUGCGAUCAAGCCAUACUUAGAACGCAUGGGACAGGGUCCAUCCACCAACUGGGCACAGGAAACUGCGAAACAAUACCAGUGUAAAGUCUGCGUGGGGUAUCCCGAGAUCGAGAAAACAGACGCCACUCAAGGCAGCCCGAGUGGCGAGAAAGAAAAAUGCUAUAAUUCUCUUCUGGUGGUUGAUGAAAACGGAGAGGUCAUUCUAAACUAUCGUAAAACAUUCCUAUACUACACGGAUGAGACCUGGGCUGCAGAGGGGAACGCAAAGCGAAGCUUUCAUGAGCUCACUUUGACGAAUAAGGGCCAGGGUCCGGGGUCCAAAGUGGCCACUUCAUUUGGUAUAUGCAUGGAUAUCAAUCCGUACCGCUUUGAGGCACCGUUCACAGAUUGGGAAUUUGCAAAUCGGGUGCUUGAUUCUAAGACCCAACUGGUGGUGCUUUCCAUGGCGUGGCUCACGUUGCUGAGUAGAGAGGAGCUGGCCUCUCUCGCUAACAAGCCGGAUAUGGAUACUUUCAAUUACUGGAUUCAACGGUUUAUACCUCUGAUCAGAAAGAAGAUGGGCCAUGAUUUCGACAUCGAUAAUGCCAGUGAAACCGAGUCAGAUAGGCGAAUAGUUAUAGUCUUUGCCAAUCGAGUUGGAGAGGAGCAGGGGUCUGAUGGGGCCAGCCUAGCUCGGUAUGCGGGAACGAGCGCUAUCAUUGCUAUCAGACAGCGAUUGCUGCCUGUAUCUGCAGAUCAACGGUCUAAGACAAGGGUGGAGAAGUCCCCGGAUGAACCCGAAGAUGGCGACAGGGCCAAGGAGGAGAUGCCACCGAUGGACGUGAAGAUUCAUUGUUGGAAUAUGAUGGGCGCCGCAACCGAAGGGAUUUGUUUCGCUGAUACUACUACGGAUCCGAACAUAGUUUUUGAGUUAGUGAGAAGACUUUAA